UGAUGAUCCUGCUGUUAUCCUCCUUCUGUUCCCCCCCUCCCUUCCCAGCCGCACUCCGGCGCACUACACCUCACAUCCCCAUUCAGCGAUGCUGCACAUACCACCGGGUCUCUAGCCGCUGAUCGCCAGCCACACAAAGGAUUUCAACUCCGCCCUUGCACCGCGCCGGAGCUCGGAAGGAUACCUGUCCCUUUCUUGUUAUUUAUAGAACACGAAAAAGAGGAUGCGGGAAGGUAGAAGCGAUACCUAGAAGAAACAAGCUUUGGCGUGGUCUCUGUCUGGAAGUGUCAAGAUUUUGAAUACAAUGAAUGAAGGGUUGCAGGCUAAUGUAAGCUGGCGUCUAGACCGUGCCUCUGAGAAUGUCUCCACCGCGGUGUCUUCACUGGACCCCAUCCUCAAUGCAGACCCCCAACCCAUCGUCAACCCCUGGGACAUUGUUCUCUGCACUUCCGGGACCGUCAUCUCCUGCGAAAACGCCAUUGUCGUGCUGAUAAUAUUCCACAACCCCAGCCUGCGGGCGCCCAUGUUCCUCCUCAUCGGCAGCCUGGCACUGGCUGACCUGCUUGCCGGUCUGGGGCUGGUCAUCAACUUCAUCUUCACCUACCUGCUGCAGUCCGACUCGGCCAAGCUGGUCACCCUGGGGCUGGUGGUGGCCUCGUUCUCCGCUUCAGUGUGCAGCCUGUUGGCCAUCACUAUAGACCGCUACCUCUCCCUGUACUACGCGCUGACCUACAACUCAGAAAGGACCGUUACUUUCACCUACGUCAUGCUCGUCGUGCUGUGGGGGACCUCCAUCUGCCUGGGUCUGCUCCCUGUAAUGGGGUGGAACUGCCUGCAGGAUGAGUCUACUUGCAGCAUCAUCCGGCCCCUCACCAAGAACAACGUGGCCUCACUGUCCGUCUCCUUCCUGCUCAUGUUCGGGCUCAUGCUCCAGCUCUACGUGCAGAUCUGCAAGAUCGUGAUGCGCCACGCCCACCAGAUCGCCCUCCAGCACCACUUCCUCGCCACGUCGCAUUACGUGACUACCCGGAAAGGGGUCUCCACACUGGCCAUUAUCCUGGGGACAUUCGCGGCUUGCUGGAUGCCUUUCACGCUCUACUCCCUCAUCGCCGAUUACACCUACCCUUCCAUCUACACAUACGCUACCCUGUUGCCAGCCUCGUACAACUCCAUCAUAAACCCCGUCAUUUAUGCUUUCCGAAACCAGGAGAUCCAGAAAGCCCUGUGGCUCAUCUGCUGUGGGUGCAUCCCCGCUAGCGUGUCUCAAAGGGCAAGGUCGCCGAGCGAUGUGUAAUGUAACAAAACAAGUCAUGACAGCAACACAAAUACCGGAAGCUAAACCAGCAAGCCACUGCUUUAUGUUUCUGGGGCAAUACCUGACCAUGACGUGUGUUAUUUUUUUGAUGAAAGGAUGCUUUAUAUGAUUUACAAAUUCAAUCCAGGUAGGAAACAAAUUAAGGGCUUAAGGUUUGGAUUGUAAAAGCUUUCCCAUUGCAUUAGGUGGCUAAUCACGGUCCUGGAGGGCCACUCCACUCCUGGUGUUUGUUAGAAAUUGUUUGAACCAAUACAAUCUCCAUUCAAACCCUGAAGUAGUUAAUAAUCUAAUUUUGCCUGUUAAAUCUGGAGUGGAUUUCUCCUCACUGCUCUGCGGCGACCCCUAUGGGCCAGGCGCCGAAUAAGCUUGGGGGCCGAGAUUUGCUGAGCUGGUCUUCUUCCUCCAGAAGCCGGUAGCCUGCAGACAUCCGUGUAAAAAGACACCGAUUGGCUCGUAAAAAAAAAAAAAAAAAACCCUGGAGUGGACUAGCCCUCUAGGAAUGUGAUUGGUCACUCCUGUGUAUGGCAAUGUUAGGUUAGGUGUUGCAAUACCCUGGCAUCACUUGUGCCACUGCAGUUUAAGCAUCCAUGUUAUUAUUCACACGAGGAGGGGUGGCAGCUUCUGUCUCACAGGGGGGCUUAGCAUGCAUUACAGAUAUAUUUUAGAAACCGGUAAGGCAACAUAUUAGCAUAUCCACACAAGGGUUUGUGCAGCGAGCGGGGAGCGAUGUGGAACCACAAAGCAAGGAGAGCAGGACAGCUAAAACUAGACGAGCGCCUUCAUCACACUACAGCUUAGGAGACUUUCACAAAGAUUGCUCGUCCUACAUGCUUGUAAACUAAUAUUUGUGGUGUACAAUCUAGAGAGAGAGAGAGAGAGAGAGAGAGAGAGAGAGAGAGAGAGAGAGAGAGAGAGAGAGAGAGAGAGAGAGUUAUUGGAAGGCCAAACAUAUUGCAGCACAGUGUCCUGUUUAGCAACGUAUAGAAAUAUAUAUUAGAACGUCGAGGUAUUCUGUUUUGCAAAUCGUAUAAAUUUUGGUUUAUAUUUUGUAUCAUAGCUCAUGUACAAUUGACAAGCAUCUCUUUAAUGCUGCAGGCGAUUAUAACUGUUCUGUAAGAUGUGUAGCCUUUCAACUACCCUCGAUACUGGCUAACACUGUUUCCUAUCAGAAUAUGCGUUAGCAUUCAAAUAACAUACUGAUACAUUUUGCUAAGAACAUUAGCUUACAGCACACUGUAUAAACAGGGCCCAGCUAACCAGGGCUGUAAAUGACAGCUUGAGUACACUAUGGAAGAUGGGAAGCUGCUUUAUUCCACUUUGUAAAAUGUUGAAUUUUGCACUGAUGCAAGAAGCUGUGAAGAGCAGCCUGUCAGCCUGGUUUAAAGCCAGUAGGGAUUUAUAAAUCAAAAUAUGCCACACAGAUACAAUGUAAGCACACUUCUCCCAUUUGAAUUAUUGACUAGAGGGUUAGGUAGGAGUCCAAUGCUCAAUCCAGUGGUCUUUUAACAAGUCGAUUUUGAGCCAUUAACUAUGUAUGUUCUUUAAAGAUAUAGCAUUUUAUAUGAAUUGCAAACAUACGCCUCACGUCUUAACAAGACUAUAGUGCAGCAUCACUUUACACUGCAGUCCUGUUUAACAAGUUACUGAAUCGAGAGCACAAUUGAUCUCUUCUACUGGUUGCUUUCUUCUCUUGUGAAUAAAAUAUAUUUAUUGUUUUUCCAAUUUCAGUCUCCCAGUCAGGCGUUCAGUUAUGUUCUGAGUGUAUUGGAUAAAAACUUGAAAUGUGACUGAAGGACUGCAGCAAUAUUGAAAUAGUAAUACAGUACUCCCACUCAGCCAAACCAAAGGGAAUCAAUACAAGCUCCCCUCUUGAGCGAAACAGAUGAAGGGCCUGCAUGAAUUAGACCUUCGUUGUGAGCACUAGAAAUAUACUGUGUGGCAUUAGAAUCAGAGACAGUACUAUUUUUAUUUACACAAAGCACAUAUAUUUAACAUUGUGGUAAUCCAAUGACUCUGAGCUCAGAUCAUAUCAAAGGCAGCUAUACUAUAUCAGAAUGUUGAGUGCUAUCAUGAAUUAGACUCUGUACAGUCACAGUGCAGCUUGCUCUUCAAUGCAUGUUCUCCUGUGCUGUACAGAGAUCCCUGUUUUCUUGCUUAGACCUUUACACAGCCACCCAAACACCUGAGGGUGUCAUCAAGCACCAGCUGAUAUCAGAAAGCACUUCCAUGCACUUUACCAUGUGAUUCCAGGAUAGAGUGCAUUCUGCAAAGGCCUUGUGCACAAGGCUUUGUGUACAGCAGGGUAUUUAUUAGAACACCCCGUUGCUUCUGUCGUUUUGAUUUGUUGCGCAUAUGAAAUCAAACCACUGGAACUGAAAUUCUUAGAAAAUUGUCAAAAUAGGCAAAUUAGCUAUUGUCUAAUUGA
Molecule: messenger RNA, 3740 nt
Organism: Polyodon spathula (Mississippi paddlefish)
Lineage: Eukaryota; Metazoa; Chordata; Actinopteri; Acipenseriformes; Polyodontidae
Gene: gpr12
Product: G protein-coupled receptor 12
Exons: 2
Coding region: 305-1294 (329 amino acids)
Biological process (GO): G protein-coupled receptor signaling pathway
Cellular component (GO): membrane
Molecular function (GO): G protein-coupled receptor activity
Source: RefSeq, a predicted model, not a curated record